CCCCACCAGAUAAAAGGGGAGAAGCCUUUCCACAGCUUGGUCAAUCCUCCCCUCUAGGGCUCCAUCUCUGCUUCUCCUGCCAUGUCGUGUCGCAAUUUCCAGCUGAGCUCCAGGUGUGGCAGCCGGAGUUUUAGCUCCUGCUCAGCUGUCAUGCCCCGGAUGGUCACUCAUUAUGAAGUGAGCAAGGGGUCCUGCCGGCCUGGGGGUGGUGGGGGCCUCCGAGCCCUGGGCUGCCUUGGCUCUCGAAGCCUGUGCAAUGUAGGGUUCAGCAGACCCCGAGUUGCCUCCAGAUGUGGCAUGCCUGGCUUUGGGUACCGAGCGGGGGCCACCUGCGGACCUCCUACCUGCAUCACCCCUGUCACCAUCAAUGAGAGCCUGCUGGUCCCUCUGGAGCUGGAGAUCGACCCAACGGUCCAGAGGGUGAAGAGGGACGAGAAGGAGCAGAUCAAGUGUCUCAAUAACCGCUUCGCAUCCUUCAUCAACAAGGUGCGGUUCCUGGAGCAGAAGAACAAGCUGCUGGAGACCAAGUGGAACUUCAUGCAGCAGCAGAGGUGCUGCCAGAGCAACAUGGAGCCGCUCUUUGAGGGCUAUAUCUGCGCCCUGCGGCGGCAACUGGACUGUGUGUCUGGGGACCAUGGGAGGCUGGAGGCUGAGCUCUGCAGCCUCCAGGAUGCACUGGAGAGUUACAAGAAAAAGUAUGAAGAGGAGCUGUCCCUACGCCCCUGUGCCGAAAAUGAGUUUGUUACCUUGAAGAAGGAUGUGGACACAGCCUUCCUAGUGAAGGCCGACCUGGAGACCAACGUGGAGGCCCUAGAACAUGAGAUAGAGUUCCUGAAAGCCCUGUUUGAGGAGGAGAUCGCCCUGCUUCAGUCUCAGAUCUCUGAGACCUCAGUCAUUGUAAAGAUGGACAACAGUCGGGAUCUGGAUGUGGAUGGCAUCAUAGCCGAGAUCAAAGCCCAGUAUGACGACAUCGCCAGUCGCAGCAAAGCAGAAGCAGAGGCCUGGUACCAGUGCCGGUACGAGGAGAUGAGGUUGACAGCCGGGAACCACUGUGACAACCUCCGCAACCGAAAGAACGAAAUCCUGGAAAUGAGCAAGCUGAUCCAGAGGCUGCAACAAGACAUUGAAACAGUCAAAGGCCAGCGCGGCAAACUUGAGGGAGCCAUUGCCCAAGCAGAGCAGCAGGGUGAGGCAGCCCUCAGCGACGCCAAGUGCAAGCUGGCAGGGUUGGAGGAGGCUCUGCAGAAAGCCAAGCAGGACAUGGCCUGCCUGCUCAAGGAGUACCAGGAAGUGAUGAACUCCAAGCUGGGCCUGGACAUCGAGAUCGCCACCUACAGGCGCCUGCUGGAGGGCGAAGAACACAGGCUGUGUGAAGGCGUCGGGCCUGUGAACAUCUCGGUGAGCAGUUCCAAAGGCACCGUCCUGUAUGAGCCAUGUGUGGUGAGCACACCCAUGCUGAGGACCGAGUACUGCGCAGGGACUACCAGCCUCCUCAGGAGCAGUGGGGGCUGCAGCGUGGUGGGCACCGGUGAACUCUACAUCCCCUGUGAGCCCCAGGGGCUCCUGGGCUGUGGGAGCGGGCGAAGUUCCAGCAUGAAGAUGGGCUCAGGAGGCAACUCCUGCAGCCGCUAG
Molecule: messenger RNA, 1632 nt
Organism: Nannospalax galili (Upper Galilee mountains blind mole rat)
Lineage: Eukaryota; Metazoa; Chordata; Mammalia; Rodentia; Spalacidae
Gene: Krt82
Product: keratin 82
Exons: 9
Coding region: 82-1632 (516 amino acids)
Biological process (GO): keratinization; intermediate filament organization
Cellular component (GO): keratin filament
Molecular function (GO): structural constituent of skin epidermis
Source: RefSeq, a predicted model, not a curated record